AUGUCCGAACCCCCAAUCUGGUUGCUCUGGCGGCCUGGGCCUCGCACUGGCCAGAGCCGUCCUCGCGCAUGGACACCGACUCAUCGCGUCGUCGCGGAACCCGUCCAAGAAAUCACAUCGCAGGGCGGCCACUGGAUUGCGCUUGGCACCACUGCGGACAAUCUUGAAGAGAUUGUCACCCACGCCGAGGCGAUCUAUGGCUAUUUUGACAUCGUUGUUAACAAUGCUGGUACGACGAGGCUCCUCACUUGUCUUAUACAGCCCGAUCUAACGCCAGCUGCGACAUAG
This is a messenger RNA of Aspergillus puulaauensis, 288 nucleotides long. RefSeq lists its product as uncharacterized. The record is from RefSeq and is a predicted model, not a curated record. The transcript has 2 exons. Lineage: Eukaryota; Fungi; Ascomycota; Eurotiomycetes; Eurotiales; Aspergillaceae. The coding region runs from base 1 to 288 and encodes 95 amino acids.